AUGUCAAUUGUUAAACAAGGAACGACCACCAUAAUGACGCCGACCGAUACGGUACCUCCCUCGAAUACCGGCAAGCGCGUGGCGCGACUAGGCCGUACCACCAGACCUUCAUCGUCGUCAGUAGGCACAGCCAACCCGUAUUCGGAUCUUGAUUACUGCUUUAGGCGCGUGCGUACCAACUCUCUGAGUUCGUCGCCAUCAGGCGUAGACAACCAAUACGUGCACAUCGGCAGAUACAACUUGCCACCCUUUACCCUCGUGGCCGCGUCACAGAGUCCGGAGUCUCGACCAUUUCUCUGCCGCAUGGGUGACGUUUGUGAACUCACACUGAAAGGGCACUUCUAUGGUGGCACUCAGAAAAACGUCGGAAUCUUCGCAGUCAAUGUGAUGAAAGACGUCAGCCUUGAAGCCUGCGGCCUCUCAUUGGCUGACCAGGAAGGACCGGUCAAAUCGACGGGAGUUCCCAGUCUGGAAACGAACGUGAAGCAACCGGUGAACACGGGAUUUCGAAGCCACAUCUCGCCGUCUCAGGUAGAAGCCACAGUAGAGCCGUCUGAUCUGUUGUUGCUUGACGAUGAGUAUCCCCUGCACUCACUCGGCAAUCCAGGUGUCUGCCUUGAACCAGGAGAUGGCGCGGCACAGUGCCCUCUCUCUCCUGUGGGGUCAGAGGCAAUUGCAAAAGAAGGCGCCCCCGAUCGUACAUAUUAUUCCACACGCUCGUCCUAUUUAUUCAACGAGCAAACAAGGGCGACGGAGGAUCCGUUCCUUUUCGCGCUCUCCGAAAGCGCGGAAAACAUCAAGAGCGAGAUGUCUGCUACUUUUCGACCUGGAAAAGUGGUCCACUGCUCAUAUGACACUACGGGCUUCAGGCCACAGGCGUACUGUCGUGCCAGUUUGGGAUUGGUGGCAGAGAAUUUGGGGCCAGGCACCUUUACUCUCUGCGGAUGCUCGAGCACUGACUUGACGAACUCCGGCGUUUCCUGCUCCAGUGCAUCCGACUUCGCCGUUCCGAUCGGGCGAUUGGUGAUUGCCGGAUUUGACUCCCUCUCACGCAGUCAAGAAACAACGCGACACCCAGAGAUACGAGACACACGGGAGACCAGACAUGCAGAUGAUGGUGCCGCAGACGUGCCCGUAGAUGUAUUGCUAAACACGAACACUCAUACAAUCACACUACAACAUGCGGAGCGGAAUGAGUCUUUGGACCGUGAGAACAAGGCAAUCGAACUAACAGGGAAUUCUGAAAUCGGCCCGCAUGAGGAUUCUCCAGAUGAGGCCGCGGCGCAGAUUACCCCUGCCACACUGUCUGAGAGCUCAACGGUUCUUUCGCCACGCGUGUUCACUUGCCGCAUUGGCAGCGUGUGUGAACUCUCCAAAAUGCGUGGAGCCGGCUUGGAUUCGGGGCCAUUUUAUGUUCACGCGUUAAAGGGGAAGUACCCGGGUGGAUGCGCUGUUUUUCGCGAUGAAUACAGACUAGCACACAUGGACGCCCCCAUUCGCCUCCCGUGCAAGCCGUACGGUGGCGGUUCCUACUGCAUAGCUUCAGCACGCCCGGCGGCUCUGGCUGCGCUUGCCACUCAGUUAAAACCAAACGCCAAAGCAACGGUCGUUAUGGUGGAACGUGAAACGACACAAAGCGCAUACGCCCGCUCUUCAGGAAAUUCUUCGAAAGCUCCCUCCGUUGUUCCGCUGUUAGCGAAAUUUGAACGGAAGACUGCCGACAGCGGAGGACCGAAAGCUAAGGUAGACGAAACCGUCCUCUUUUCCGAAGAUAGCUCAACAGACCCAGACAGAAUGAAAGACGAGAGCCUUGGGCAUGCGAUACACGUGGACCUUGGGGAACCUGCCGUUCGUCGCUUAGAUUCAACGGGCUCUCCAUGGGUCGCCGACCGCUAUCAACAUAGCCAGCAAUCGGGGGUUAGAGCGGAGGAAGCUCUGACGGAUACAGGCGUGCGUCACAGCGUGUCGGCGGGACCCCUGGAUGAUCUUGUGAGUGACAGCCCAAUGCCCGUGGGAAUAGAGGAAGAUGUGGAAGGAGAGACGUGGGACGUGGAGAACAAGGCAUCCACUCAAUCCUCUGUCAUUGCCACAGCGACCCUAUGUGGCUGCAGUAGCCAGGAGACAGAUGAACGCCAUUGCACGGUUCCGGUAUUCUUAGGAUAUCUCCGUAUCAAGCCACCGCAAGGGGAUCCGGGUUCGAAAUUGGGGGAGAAGUAUGCAGACGCUGACGGCAAACCUAGCGGCUAUCUGCGUGAGAACGCGAGACGCGACGUGAACACUGAUGCGCCAACCAAUGGAAAUCACGAAUCUGGCCGCCGAUCUUCUCACCUUGGCGAAGAACUAAUCCCACUCUCAGGUGAAAGCGCUGCGACAAAGACAUCGUCUCUUCUAGUACAGGAAGGGGACCUGAAGAGCGAAACGCCAGACGCAAACGCAAGCGCCGUACCUUCGAGUGGAGGCACAUCCGCUAGCUCUAAAGAGCCUCAACAGCCACAGGAUGAAUUAGUUUUAACGAAAACACAGCGGGAGGCCCUUGGUUCAGAAAGAGAGUCCGCAGAAGGGUCACUCACCUCACCGCCUGGCUCUUCGCAGUGGCGUCUGCUCCAGUAUAUAACAGGGCCCGCGGCAAACAGUCAGGCGGCUCAAGAGGGAAAGAAGAACGACGGAAGGCUAGCAAACGAAUGUAAAGUGAACACAGACUGCUUCAGUGGCAUGGGCGUUUGCGACAAAGGCAGGUGUGUUGGCUUCAUCCCCGAUAAGCAGGAUAGCCGACUAUUCAGGUGCGUCGAGGGGUAUUGGUGCGACUUGAAGCCCGGAGACAUCCCUGGAAAAGGAAUAACUGAAAAGUUUGAGGUUAUCGCUACGACACCGUCGGAGCCAUGUGGAACAGCACGAAAUUUGAAGCCUACCGAGUCGCUCUUUGCCAACGCAAACAAAUGGAUUUGCGAUUCGUCCUCGCCUACCUCGUGCAUAUUUCGCGCGGGGGUUGGGCAUCGACGAAACAAGGCUCACACAGUCGAAGGCGUCCGCCUCUGCGGCUGUCCAAAUCUCGACACAAAUGGCGACGAUAUUCCGUGCAAUCACGUGCGAGACUUUUUCGUUCCGCUUGGUCGCCUGGGCGUUCAGGAGUGCCUCACAAAUGCGCACUGCGCCGACAACGCCUUCGCGUACUGCGUUGAAGAUCACUGCGGCGGUUUCCUCGUCUCUGCGGCUGCUGCUGGAGUGAACGCGUUCACCUGCAUCAGGAACCAGCAGUGCACCCUCCAGUCCAUCGCGGCAAAGAGCGUUGACCAGGCUCUCAAAGUCAUUCCGGUCGCCGCCAACUUCAGCUGCGGCGCAGAAGCUGCGCUCGACCCCGACUACGUGAAGGCCAGCGCGCUGCCGUGCAUUGCAGACGUGAACAACGACGGCGUAUGCGAAAUCAGCCUCGGCGUCAAUAGAGCGCUUGGCACAACGCGCCUCUGCGGCUGCAGCGGCCAAGACGUCGGCGGAAACGGAAAAACCUGCGACGAGGCUUCAGAUUUUGACCGCGACCUCGGUCUCGUGGCCAACGUCCAGUGCAUCGUCAACCAGGACUGCCCCAACAACGCCUUCUGCGCCAAAGGCGAAUGCGUGGAAGACGACAUGGAGCCUUACAUCGUGUCCAUGUCGCCGAUGAACGACACCUUCGCUGUGCCGCCGCUAACGCACAUCGACUUGGUUUUCAACGAAAACAUUAACUUUGGCAGGCCGGGCGCUGCAUUGCUGGUCGCGGUCGCUCCCCAGAAGAACACAAGGCUGUCGGCCUCUGCAGAGGGCAGUGCGGCACCGCUUCAAUAUCUCAUCACCCUUCCGAACAAUGCCGGGAGUCUGAAGAAGAUCUCGGCGCCCUUCCUGCCGUCGCCGCCUGCCGGCCUCUCGGCGAACGCCAGGCUCAUCGGCCCCGCUGGAGGGACGGGCACGGAGGAGCGCCGAAGAAGCGAAGCAGGACGCCUCCCGCUGUCCUCUCUCUCUUCGCUGGACAAGAAGACCAGACCAAACGGCGAAGAGGACGAGGCAGCCGAGUCGACCGGCUCCCUCCUUGCUGGCUUCGGGGCACACACCUCCGGCGCCGGGAGCGGAGCUGCCGGCAGCGUCAACAACAAGUGGACAGUCGAAAUCAUUGGCCAGAAGCUGAGAAUCACGCCAGACAAACAAACCACGUCGCUGCCUAUCGGCGAGUACAGAAUCGGGAUUGAAUUCGGGUUCGUCACAGACCUCAUCGGCAACAUGAACAAGGGCGAAAACAACCUCAGAUUCACGCUCGCCACAGACGCGAACUGCCCCUUCCUAUACGUCACAGGAUUUACAACAGAGAACGGAAACUGCAACGGCCUCUACAUGCCUGCGGAUCCUAUGAACGACCAGGCCAGCUGGCAGGGCGGAGAGAAGAACGCAUUCUUCAUCUACUGGAAGAAGGAGGUCCGAGAAGGAGGAAAAGUGCAGCAAGGCGGAAACUGGAUCGUUGACACGAACUACGACGAAUCCUCGUUUCUCGCGUUUGCAGAUCUGACAGAGCACGCCGACAAGAAACGCGGAAGAAGCCGUGCCCUCCCGCCUUCAGGGCUGUGGCACAAGUGGACCGGAUCGACGCGCCGGCCGCAGCCGCACGUGUCGAUUUUCUGCGCGGCGUCUCCAGACCGGUCGCCGGCGUCGCUCAUCUCCGUGGAUCCGCCUGUCGGCAGUGCCCUCCCUCUCUCCGCCUCGACGUUGCUGCCGCAGCGCCCCAUCACGCUCACGUUCAACAAGCCGAUGAACUAUGGACACUGGGCGGCGAUCAAGCUCCUGCCGCGAAGUGCAGAUUCACGGAGGCGCCGCGGGGGAGAGGCCGACGCCAGCCAAGAAGAGACAGAGGCCGGCGACACGCCGCGGCGACGCGGCAGCGAAGGCGCAGUCGUCUGGGUCCCCGACCAGGAGGGCAACAUGCGGGGCGACAGCAUCCAAAUUCACACGCGCCCUGCCCACGAAGUCGUGCCACGGUCCAUGGCUGCCAUAACGAGCGGCGGCAGGCCUCUCAGCAACGCAGAACUGGCAGAGGUCUCACCUACUCUCCACACCCCGCCCCUCGGCGCGUCGUCCUCGCCGCCAUCCUCGAGUUGGCUCCGCGUCUCGUCUUCGUCGCGGGGCUUGCAGGCGCGCGACGCCCUCACACCAGCACCUCUUGCGGCUGCGCCCUCGGCUUCGUUCACUGCGCCCGAGAAGCUGGUCGGCGUCGUGGAGCUAUUCGUUCGCGAGCCGCUCGUUCCGGGGGAGACCUACGACCUCGUGGCCGAGUUGGGCAGCUUGACGGACUUGGCGUACAACCCCUGGGGCCCCAUCGAGAAAGGCACGCUGGUGUUUCACACGACAGGCGGCCGCUGCCCGUUGACGGUCAGCGCUUCCAACCUCGUCUUCCUGUCCUCAUCGGCCUCGCCUGUGCGCUCGCCCGCAGUCUCGACGUCGUUUGUCACGGCGCGCGGCGGCGCGGGGGGCGACCCAGCCGAAGCGGACGAACCCUUUCUGCUCGAGAAAGGCCGCGAAAUCGUCGGGAUGCGGAGCGGCGACGGCGACGCGGACGACGGCACGCAGGUGCGGGUCGUGUGCCGCGCGGGCUUCUCAGUGCAGGCCUCGCAGAAGGGGUCGCGUGAAGCCGAAGAGACGAGUCUGGUCUGCGAAGACGGCCGCUGGAAGAGCUACCGGCCACUGCCCAAGUGCUUUCCGACCUGCGGAGCCUUUCCGCUCCUGCCCGGCGGCGCGUACAGCAUCAACGGCGACGUGGGCGGCGAGGGCCUCGAGGGAGAGAAACUGGAUAUCCGCUGCACCGAGCAGGCCGAGCUCUUGACUCCCAUCUCGCGGCAGACAGUCAAGUGCCGCAACGGCAAAUGGGACGCGCUCCAGGUGAAGUGUGGUGCAACCUGUGCGCCGCUGGGCCCCGCCCUCGGGCCCCGCUACCGCGUGUACCUGACUCAGGCGUCCAGGGCGUCGGCCGCGACAGGCGCAGCCCGCGGCGGGGAGUCGUCGGCGAGAGUCCUCGAGAACCGCGAAGCGAAGGAAGGCGAGACACGCACAGUCGUCUGCGCGCCGGGCACCAGCCAGUAUGAGCCGACGGCGGCGGCGCGCGGAGGAGCCCGCCGCGUGGGCGACGCGCAGGAGGAAGACGUCCUCUGCGGAAAGGCGGGAUGGAGCAAAGUGCGUCUGCAGUGCUUCGCUGACUGUCCUGUCGAGCAGUUGAAGGCGAUGCUCACGCAGCGCGGGCCGGGCCUCGAGUGGAAGGAGAGAGCUGAAAGCAGCGGGAGGGGUGGAGAGCCGGACGAGCGUGACGGAAAGCAUGGCGAGCGACGCACCAUCACCUGCGCACCCGAUUUCCUGCCGGCUUCCGCCGCGCGUUCGAGCUUCAGCACGACCUGCCAAGACGGCCGCUGGCAGCCCCUGGCGGUGCCUGAGGGACAAUCCGCCUCUUCGUCUGCAUCUUAUGCUUCCGCGGCCGCGCCUCUCUGCGUGCCGCGCUGCCCCCCGCUCGGCCUCUCCAGGGCUGCGUACGUCGUGGCACCGCUGCCGGAAGUCAUUGCGCCCGACGGCGCGCUCCAGCAGAAGCUCGAAGUCUCGUGCGCGCCGCAGGCGGUCUCGGUGAGUUCUGAAAAGCGCCAAGAGCUGGUUUGCGGCCGCGGAGGCGUCUGGAGUCUCUUGACGGUUCAGUGCAAAGCGCCCUGCGGCGCGCCACUGCUGCAGCUGGGCGACCGCUACGAACUGCGCGACUCCGACGGCGUCACGGCCUCAACAGCGCGCAGCGGGACCUCGCCCUCGGCCUCCGCAGCUCUCGGGAGCGCUGAAGAAGAGCGCCACACGCACGGGACGGAAGUCCUGAUUGGCUGCGCCACAGGGGCCGCGGCGGAUGGGGGCGCGGCGCCCGGCGCGCCACACAAAAUCGUGUGCAGCGACGGAGUGUGGAAGUCUGCCUAUCGCGUGAACAGUCUCUUGACGCGGGACGGGGGAGACUCCUCCGGCGCAUCCGCCACCGCGGGCCCAGCCGCAGAGCUCCAGGCGCCUGGAGCCGCGUCAGGUGCAGCUGCAGGCGGUGCGGCGGCCGCGGGGGGCGUCGACGCCCCUUCUGGGCCGGCGACGCGGCAGGCAGAGAUCGACUUGAAGUGCAGACGGGGCUGCGGCGUUCCUGCGCUGCCGCCGGAGCUGCGACCGCUGUUUCGUGCGCCUCGCGUAGCGCUGCUACAGCGCUGGCACCACGAGCAGCAGCUGCAGGUCACCUGUGCGAAGGGCUUCUCCGCGGAGGAGACGCGGCCGAAGGCGGGCGAGGCCCCUGACUCGGAGACGCUCGUCUGUCGAGACGGCGAGUGGGAAAGCAUUCACGCGACACGCCCCAAGCACCGCGGGGGAGAGACCGGGAGCCAGGCGGCAUCCGCGAGCUCUUCGGCGAUUCCUGGCUUGGUGCUCGCGUGCCGGCGCGAGUGCGAGGCUGCAGAAAUCAGUCGCGUCGCCCAACUCAAUCACUUUGACCUGCCGUCGUCGUUCGCGCUCGCUGCCUCGUUGACGGCCUCGUCUCUGCCUCACAACGCCUCGCUGAGCGUCGCCUGUCAGAAGGGAUUCUCGGUGCUCACCGGGCCCACACACGGUGCGAGUCUGCGGUGUACGUACGGCUCGCUCGCGCUUCCGCAUACCGUCUGCGGCGCGCCCACAUGCAGCGACGGCUUGCAGAACGGCGACGAGGCCGGCGUAGACUGCGGAGGCUCUGAAUGCGCGCCCUGCGCCUCGUGUAGCGACGGCAUUCAAAACAACGGCGAGACGGGCGUCGACUGCGGCGGGCCGUGCUCCCCCUGCAAAGGUUGCGCCCAUCCACUAACCUCUCAGCUCCUCGUCCCUGGAGUCGAUCCGGAUCUCGCGGCGCUGUCGGGCCUGCUGGUGCUCCCGCCGUCUCUCUCCUCGUCGUGGGACGGCGAAGGCUCAGGCCGCGGAACGGAGUUCGCGGCAUCAACGCACUUCCGCCAGUUCCUCCCCUUCUCCGAACUUCUGUCUGGGCUCAGAGGCGCGUUCAGCCCCGAGGGCGGCCACGCAGGGGGCCUCUUGCCUUUGGGGCGACGCUCCAUCUUCAAGCGCAGCGGCGCCGGCAGCUCGGCCUCCGCUUCCUCCCCUUUCUUCUCCUGCCCGCAGCCGACGUGCUUUGACGGCGAGCGGAACGGCGACGAGACGGGCGUGGACUGCGGGGGGAGUUGCGCGCAGCGCUGCCCGAGCUGCUUCAACGGCCUGCGCGACGGCGACGAAGAGGACGUCGACUGCGGUGGCUCCACGUGCGAGCGCUGCGAACACUGCAGCCCGCGGGCGCUCAAGGUCUUCCUCACCAACCGCGAGGCCUUCCUCGUCUCGCGUCCCGGCGCACAGAACCGCUCUGCAAGCAGCGCGUUCGAGAAGAAACUGGAUCGUCUGCUUGCCGACGAGGGAGUCCUCUCAGCCCCGCUGACGAAAUCUGGGCAGCACCUGCAGCUGAAAUGCAAGGCCCUCGGCGGAGACGACAGCCUCCUGCAAGUUGUCUGCCGCAACGGCAUCUGGACGCUCGCCUCGGCGCGCUCACUGGCCUCAGAGGCGCCUGCUGCGUUCUCUUCGUUCUUUGCCAGCAGCCGCGGAAGCGGCAUGUGGUGGCCGAAACAGGCGGCGGAGGCGCACCAGGCCCUCGAGGCCUUCCGGCGCUCCUGCCUCGCUGCGUCGGCGGCCCAGACGCCGGCGCUGGAGGGGACGGCGAUCACCGCGCUCGACACCGGCGCGUCGUCCUCCUCCUCCUCCGCAUCCUCGGCCUCUACCGCUUCCUUUCUUGGGAAGAGUGCUUCGCCGCUCACGUGGCGAGUUGGAGCGGCGCUGGCGUCUUUCGCAGUGCCCGACUUUGGCGUCUCGCGCGACGGCCAAACGCACCCGCCGUGCAUCUCGCGCUUGAUUGAAGUCUUCCGCGCGUCGCUGCGCGGCGAGUGCGGGGCGCUGGCCUUCGGCAACUCGCCGCAGAAGCUCUCGUCGUUCUGCGCAAACAGCUGCUUUCGCUCGCUGAGGACGGCGCUGGAGAGCGUGCUGGGCGAAGCGGUGUGGGACGCGAGCCCCCGGGCAGGGUCGCGGAGCCCCGUGCGAGAGUCCGUCUUUGACGAGGCACCCGGCGACGGCGGCGAGCGCGGGGCCAGCGGCCCGCCGUUCUACGGCUGCGCGUCGCCUGAGGAAGGUGCGGAGGCGAAGGAGAUCGCGCAGCUGCUUCUUGAGUUGCUGCGGACGUGGUGUGCACAGCGGAGCGGCCUGUACUGCUUCGCCGAGGCCUCGUCCUCGUUCCACUUUCUCCGCUCGCUCUACGCGCAGGCGGAGGCCAGUCCGGCCUUCUUCCGCUCGGAGGUCAAGAGCUACUGCCCAGCAAACAGCUGCUUCAGAAACAACAUCAAGCAUGUCCUCAUCCUCGGCGAACUCAGCCGGCACGUGGACAUUCGCUUGCCCGCCUUUGACGCCGCCGCGCCACUGACGAAAGAGGCCUUGCCAACCGCAGGCCUCUCGCGGACGCUCCGCGCGAGGGCCGCCUGGGGCAGAGACAGGCGGCUCGCCGAAGGCCGCGUAGCUGCAGCCGCUGGAGGCGGCCAGGCGGGAGGAAAGGCGGCACGCGACGGAGAAGAAGCACGUGCAGAGCCCAAGGCCUCGACACUGGAGGACGAACGCGCGGACGACGCCGGCGGAGGCUGCCCAGAGGAGGCGGCUCACGGAGGUCACGUCCGCGCACCUGGAGCCCGAAGCGACACGCCUGUGGCCGGCGCAGCGCCGAACGAAAGUGCAAGGGAAGCGAAAAGAGACCUCGCGGAGGACUCAGCGUUUGUCCCUUGGCUGCCGCCCUCCGCGACCUUCGCGGAGGAGUCGGAAACACCCGCGGAGCCUAGGCGUCUCUUCCCUGCGUCGCCUGCUUCAGGCGGCUCGCCUACCUCUCCCCUUGUUCGCGUUGACGUCGGCGGACGUGCGGCCGACCCUUCCUUGGCGCGGGGGACCCAGGGGUUCCUCGAGGACAUCCGCAACGCAUCAGAAAUUCUCGAUUUGUUCUGCCUGGAAGUCGACGGCCGUCUGUGCGUGGAGGAAGUGCUGCGCGUGGGCAUGCAGAACCCCGUACUCGCCUCGCCAUCGGGAGGCGACGACGACGCUCAAAAGAUCUGCCGCGGCGACACGUGUCUGCUGGAAGUCACCCGCGUGUUUGGCCAGGUGCUGAUCGACACCGCCGACCGCCAGUCGGAGGAUUUCCUCGACAAACACUUUUUCCAGCCGCCGCAAAACGCCGCGCGAAAGCGGAGGGACGGGAAGCACUACUCGCGCCGCGCCCGUGCGGGUGUGCCUACACAAGGAGACGCGCACGACAAGUCAGGUGCUGCCGACUUCCACCCUUACAACGUGGUGCUUGGCAUUUUGAUGAAGCACUGGGGACGAACAUUUUGCCACCGGAACAUUCGCGGGUCGCUGUGCGGCGGCUAUGUGUUCCCUUCCCCACUCGACGCCGCGCUCGCUGAACAGAGCCGAGACGCGUACUUGCCGACGGAGAACGAGAAAAGGUACCGAAGCUGCUCCUGUCACUACUCGCUCAUUGGCGACGGCGACUGCGAUCCAGAGUGCUUCAACGAGGCUUGCGGCUGGGACGGCAGCGACUGCCUCGCGACUGAGGUCCUCUUUCCGGUGUACAGACACUUGGUCAACCAACUCGGGACGGAGCUUUCCGACCCUUGCAAUCCAUUCAAUUCCAAUUUCUCAUGCGAAGCCUCGUCAGACGCGGCUUCGCCGGCAAGGAGAGCUUCGCCGUCCUCGCAUAGAAACUGCGGCAUCCAGUUCAACCGGCUUGCGGAAACAAGAGGGUGCUGCCUCGCCACGCAGUUGGAAGUCCUCAGAGAUCUUCUUGAGGCUGACGUGAGGAUCCUGGAAGCCACGGGAGCCUCAGCGUCUCGUCUCAUCGUGUCGCCUGCGUCGGCUGCUUCACGGUCGUCUCUGUCCUUGCCGGAGUCGUCGACCCACAAAAGGGGCGACGACAGAUUUUCCUCCAGGCUGCAGAGACAGCAGGUGGAGGACGCUCCGCCAGCGGUUCCUACUCAGCUGUGGAAAGGACGCUCUUGGAUUCACACAGAUCGAUCGACGGCGUUUUUCGAGUUCGCGUGCAAACGUCAGCUCGACCGCACCUGCUCCCGCGGACUGAACCGCUUCGCGUACGCAGUGGAGAUGAAGAUAGAAAACGUCGACUUUGAUUUCCUGCUCGAGGCUUCGCCCUCCUCCUCGGCGUCUGUCUUCCCAGGGUCGGCGCAACUGCCCGGCGCCUGGGCCUCCUCUUCCGCUUCGUCGCUGCCACCGUCGCAGUCCCCGCUGACUCUUUCACCGUCGCCAGCGCGGGAGGCGCGAGAGAGCGAGGGAAACAUCGCGGUCGGCGCUUCGCCUGGAGAGACACCGCGUAUCGACGUGCUUUCAACGAGGAUGACACCGCGGCAGACGGAGCUGAGGCGCGUCCUGCGAGAAGAAAUCGCUUCGCUUCUCGCGGUGCCCGCCGGCGACGUCGUGGAAAUGAGGCUUUGGAGAGGCAGCGUGGACGUCUCGGCCGUGGUCGACGCUGGCUGGCUCGCCAACAAGCUGCGAUUCAAGGAGCGUCUCGACACUCUCGCAGAGGAUCAGGAGUCGCCUCUCUCGCUGACCGCCGCGCUGUCGUCUUCUCUCACCCGCCACCUCUUGCCUUCGUCCUCUUCUCCGCUGCUGGCGGUGGUUCCUGCGCGGCCGUCGCCGCGCCUGCUCUCUCUGCUUCCGCAGGACCGUGCGCUGCCGAUUACGCUUGUGCCUGCGCACUCGCGGAUCUCACAAGUCGCCUUUCAGAGCGUGCUGCCGGCCGCGCCUGCGCCCGCGUCGGCGCCUCCGCGGCCGCUAUUCGGAACGUUUGGCGUCGCAGAGCUGCCUGUCGCCUCGCGCCCCUGCGAAGGGACGCAGGGCCUGAACCCGCCUGAAGGAACAUCCGUCUACGACGCCUACAAGAUCUGGGCGAACACUGGCACGAGGGGAGGCAGCGGAAACGAACACGGCAGCACAAUGGCGGUCGAGUGCAACACAGGUCACGAAGCGGUUGAGGGCGAAGCUCCUCAGAAUCUGGUGUGCAACCAAGGUCGAUGGGAGCCGUCGGCUUCCGCAGCAUCCGCCUCUCUCCCGCUUCUCCCGGGCCUCGAGAAGCCGCGGAAGCACAUCCUCGUGUGCCGGCAGCCCUGCCAGCCCUACGAGAAGAUUGAUCCAUCGAUUCUGCGUCCGGAGUUCAUUGUCAGCGGCUUCGGGACUUCCGACGGGGAUGCUAGAACUGUCAUGUGCGCGCCGGGGUACAGCCCCCGGGACGUGGAGGCGACGGGGGCCACGGAGACAAUCGAGUGCGUGAACGGCGCGUGGAAGCCGCCGCGCCGGCUCAUGUGCGGGAAGGACUUUGCCGCGUUGUCUGGCAGCUCCAGUAGCCCCUGCAGCGGCGCGCUGUCCGGGCUGGAAGAGAGCUACAAGCUGACAGAAGUGCCUCUCGCGCCGUCGGCGAAUCCCGAUGUCUCCUCGGAUCUCGCGACGGCCUUGAAAGUCCGGUUGCAGCCCACAGCCACCACAGUCCAGAUUUUCAAAGUCACGUGUGCCCGCGGGUACAUCCACGCCCCCCAGAGCGCGGGAAGCGCAGACUCCGCGGGGCUGCAGGCCCAGACGAGCCUGGGCGGGAAGUCGAGUCCAGCGGAGGUAUUUCUCGCGUGUCUUGAGGGAGGCCUCGUGGGCCUUGGAAGCGAGGAGCUCUUCCCCUUGGGGGGUUCCGCAGAGGGCCGCCGCGCCGAGAUGCUAGCUGAGAACUUCACGCAGAGACUGAAGAAGGCCACGCCGGUAAAGCUGCCUUUGCACGCACACACCGACGGGGGCAUGCCUGACGCUUCCAGAGGCGAAGCAUCGCCCGCGCAGACUGGCGAGCGAGAGCGGUAUGCACCGACCGGGGCUUUGGAAUCUGACCGGCACGAUGCAGACGACGGCAUUCGAAAGAGUUUGGUUUGCAUCCGCGACGUGCGGCUCGAUCCGCCCGCCACUGCCAAGCCGAUAAGCGACACCGUCAUGGUGUUUCUGUGUCUCCUGAUUCUCUUUGUGCUUGUUGUGGCGCUCAUCGCGGGUUGGUGGCUACGGAAUGCGCGCAAGAAGCGCAAGUUGGGGAAGCUCGUGGGGGGAAGCGACGGCAAGUGCCCUGGCGACGGCGGCUCUGAGGACGAAGAGAUGAGCGUCGACUCCAAGGGCAACUUUGAGUUCAAGCGACGCACCACAGGCGAGGCGGUCCUCGAUGGGACGGUCAUGGUGUCUGGGGCAGGCGCUGAACAGUUCCUCACGAAUUACCUUCUCGGCGUGGGCGGAGCAAAGCUGCUGGCGGGCGCCGGGGAUGCGUCGGGGAGGAACGGAGAGAACGGGCCUCCAGGAGCACUUAUGCUGGGGCCUCUGAAAGAUCAGGACUUGAUCGCCGCCCAAAUGUACAUCGACCAGGCGCACGCGGAGACUUCGCCGUCGUUCGCUAAACCGUGCGAGCUCAUGACGCCAGCCACGGCAGCGAUGGUGCUGGGCAGCACACACACAGCCCACCAAGCCCUUUUGCUUCUGCAGCAGCAACGGUGGAAGGCUGCGGGGGAUGCGCAGGCGACUGGCUGGACCAGGGGCGCACCACCGACUGCCGACUCGCAGUUGGGGCAAACCGCUGCGUCCUCGUGUCGGCAAGUCAUGGCUGCGCGAGAUGGCAAUAUGCCAGCUGACGGGGAGAGCGGUGGAACCUCAGCAUACUGCGUUUCUCCGGUGUAUUUACACGGCCUGCCAGGUGAUCGCGGAUCUGUGCAAGACGUGAGGGACCAGAGUGUGCUAGAAGACGGGGCGCACUCAACGUCUGCUUCCAGAGUUCCGCCCUCGUCGCACAUGAGCGUCGGACCCAACUCGCCGAUCUCAAUGCGGGUUCGCCAGCGAGGCGGGAUGCCUUUAGGCAUGCCGUUGAGCAGUGGAGACGGUGCGGAGCUGCUGCAGGGGCCCGGCGGCCGCCGCGGAUCAAGCGGGGGGCGUACGUCAUCGAACAGGAAACGUGGGUCAAUUUCAGCAACCGUUGAUCAGAACGGCGCCGGAGACAUGAGCUUGGCAUUGCCGCAGCAGGACCUCCAGCACCGGCCGCCCCCGUACUCCGAGCAGUACGAACAGGCGCUCCUACGAGAGAACCAUUUGAGAAGCGUGCCUCUUUCAGUCGACGAUGGACUGGCAAACGUCAACGACUAUGACGAAGAGGAAGAAAAUAACGGAUUCGAGGCCCACCAGGUCGACACCAGCGUAUUCGGAACCGCUUCGCCCUCACUCCGCUCUCACCAGCUUCCCUCGAAACCGGGGGCACCAUUCGCUGCGCUCGGACAUCCGACACACCCAAAAACAAAUCACAACCCGGCUGUGUACUGCGGCGUCGAAAGGGAGGCGCAUGACGCAGCUCGAGAGGAGGCAGCUCGAGAGGAGGCAGCUCGAGAGGAGGAAGCGGCGGUUGGCGUGAGUGGGUUCACAAAAGCUAUCACUAGCCAGUGGCCAUACGGUAGGAGAGGGUCGAAGGCCUGUAGACAAACCGAACCCGAGGAAUCGGAAAACAGCACACAGAGCUCCCACAAAGGCCGUGCCGGCUCAGCAGUACAAGCACCGCAUGGAAGUGGCAAAUGGCAUAGAUUACACCUGCAGCAUCCUGAGCUCAGUAUCGCGAGCAGUGAGGAAACCGCUAGGCAGACACCUGGAACUCCAGGCUCUGCUGACGCCGUCCGCGAACAGAUAAUCGGACCCGUCUCCCAAGCGUUUUAUUCUACUCCAUCAGACGACGAGUUGUAUCCGGAUGAUUCAGCGAGUUGUGUUGGACUGCAUGGAUACAGGAUGGGGAGAGAUCCUGAGCCGGUGACGCGGAUAGACCUCAAGAGAACCACAGGCACAAUGCGAGAAUCUUCUACAUCGGCUACCUUCCUCCAUGCCAACGACUGGCAUCACCGACAAACUCCGGAUACGCUCAUCCGCACGGAAACGCAUUUUCCUUUAACAGGUCUCAACCAAAUUCCGGAACCAGCAAAGAAACCAGCAUGA
This is a messenger RNA of Besnoitia besnoiti, 15105 nucleotides long. RefSeq names its product sushi domain (scr repeat) domain-containing protein. The transcript is spliced from 20 exons. Lineage: Eukaryota; Apicomplexa; Conoidasida; Eucoccidiorida; Sarcocystidae. Bases 1 to 15105 code for a protein of 5034 amino acids. The record is from RefSeq and is a predicted model, not a curated record.